Molecule: messenger RNA, 922 nt
Organism: Cuscuta epithymum
Lineage: Eukaryota; Viridiplantae; Streptophyta; Magnoliopsida; Solanales; Convolvulaceae
Source: the annotation of a GenBank genome assembly
AUUUAUGUAAUUCUUAUUUUUCAGCCAGUAUGAAUCAUUACAUGCGUGAUUGGGUGAGAAUAGCAAGAUGGCAUACCUUGUUAUUAUGUAUAUUACGUACUUCGUAUUGGUAUUAUACUUUUUUUUUUUUUUUUUUUUUCUACAAAAAAAUUCAUACGAGUAAACUGAUUCCAACAAAGAAAAAGCAUUCUGGAAAGCAAAAUAGGAGGAAGAAGAUUCUGGGAACAAGGAAAAAUUCUAGAGGAACCAUUCUGGGAAGUCAAGUCUGGAUUUUCCCAGAUCUGGGUUUGGGGUCGCCGGAGCCGGAGCCGUUGUCACCCUCCCGCCGUGGUGGACCUCCGGUGAAGUCAGCUGCGUCAGGGGAAGCUCGCUGCAGCAUCCCAGAAAUUUCCGGCGGCCACCGCCUGAGUCGCACACCACCGCCCGUCAACAGCGGUCUGAAGAGGUAUAGUCGGUAGCUUGGUCGGGCUUCCGCCGGAGACUAGCUCUUCCGGCCGUCCUUGCUCCGCUGCGGCUUCCAUUGCCACCCUCAGUCAGCGGACGACCGGUACUGCUUGGCCUUGGUGGGAUGUUUCAUCUCUCCAUUAGAUUCCCCUCACUUGGCUGAAAGCACUCCACGUACAAUCCGUAUUGGUAUUAUACAUAUAGAUAGAUACAUAUCAAUAAGAUGUAAUUAUUAUUUCCUUAGGUGUAGUAAGACAACUAUAAUAAUUUUUUUAAUUAGACUAAUAUUUUAAGGUAGUCGGGUUUGAUAUGUUUAAAUCUGAUUUGGUUUAAUUUGAUCUGAUUCAAUAAAUAUUUGGUGUAUGUAUAUUUUACUUGUCUAGUUUGAUCAGACAAAGCAUGUCCUAUAUAAGCCCGACUUGAUUCGGUCUUAUAAUAUUCUCUAAUCUAGUGAGUCUUAUUUAAUUUUAUCGUAAAU